ACGGCCGGAAAAGGACUGGCAGCGCUGUGACUCACCGUGGCGGUAAUGGGCUUAUGAUUGAACUUCAUCUGGGCCGGUUAUUUACUGCAAAAGAUUUUGAAGGGGUCAGAAACCUCUCCUACUUUGGGCAGUCCCCUCCGGCCGCUAACUAGGUGCGUGCAAGGCGCCCGGACUCCUGCAGCCGCCUCCGUCGGACCUGGACCAGAGCUGUGCCCCGCUAUGGCCGCUGCCCGGCACUGCACGCUGGACUUACGGCUCGGCGCCCAAGCUGACUGCGAGGCCAUUUUGAAAAGCCUCCGGUCCGCUUUCCAAGAGCAGGGGAUGACGGAGUCACUGCACACCUGGCAGGAUCAUGGCUUUUUAGCGACCUACCUCAACAAAAACGGCAGCUUUGCCAACUUGAGAAUUUACCCACGUGGCUUAGUGUCACUGGACAUUCAGAGUUACGACGGCGCUGCACAAGCCAAAGAAGUUGACAGUCUUUUGAACAAAGUAGAAGAAAGAAUGAAAGAACUGAGUCGGGACAGUCCUGCGUGGGUGAAGCGACUGCCACCCAUAGUUCGAGGAGGGGCCGUCGACAGAUACUGGCCCACUGCUGAUGGCCGCCUGGUUGAGUACGACAUAGAUGAAGUGGUAUGUGAUGAAGAGUCGCCUUAUCAGAAUAUUAAAAUUCUACACUCGAAGCAGUAUGGAAAUAUGCUCAUCCUGAAUGGGGAUGUUAAUUUGGCGGAGAGUGAUUGGGCCUAUACCCGGGCUAUCAUGGGUAGUGGCAAAGAGGAUUAUACUGGCAAAGACGUACUGAUCCUGGGAGGCGGAGAUGGGGGCAUAUUAUGUGAAAUAGUGAAACUGAAGCCAAAGAUGGCCACGAUGGUAGAGAUUGACCACAUGGUGAUUGAUGGAUGUAAGAAAUACAUGAGAAAAACUUGUGGCGACGUCUUAGACAAUCUUACCGGAGACUGCUAUCAGGUUCUCAUAGAAGACUGUGUUCCAGUACUGAAGAGGUACGCCAAAGAAGGCAGGCAGUUUGAUUAUGUGAUUAAUGAUUUGACAGCUGUUCCAAUCUCCACAUCUCUGGAAGAAGAUUCCACAUGGGAGUUUCUCCGACUGAUUCUUGACCUUUCAAUGAGAGUACUGAAGCAGGAUGGGAAAUAUUUUACGCAGGGUAACUGUGUCAAUUUGACGGAAGCCCUUUCACUCUACGAACAACAGCUCGGGUGCCUCUAUUGCCCUGUGGAAUUCUCGAAGGAAGUCGUCUGCGUCCCUUCAUACAUGGAGUUGUGGGUAUUUUACACUGUUUGGAAGAAAGCUCAGCCUUGAAGAUCAACAUGCCCUCAUCCUGUGUGCUGCAAAUGGUCUUCUUGACCUUCAUGUGCUGCCCGUGACAUCGAACUGAGUCAGGCAAUUGAUGGUGAAUUUCUUCAAGUUCUCUUUUUUAAUCAUUAAGAAAAGCAAAUGGAAAAUGUAUAUUUUGAUGAGCUAGGGUGCUAUUUGUUUUUUUGUUUGUUUGUUUUGAAAGACAGGUGGGAGAAGGCUGCUAAAUGUACACCUAACCCCUGUAUGGUGAUUUUUUUACUUUUUAAAAAUGUGUGGGCUUUUCUUGUUUUUUUGUUUUGUUACACUUUGAAUUUGAUUGUUUGUGGGGAGUGAACAUAUUUUGUUCUGGAGGGAAAUUCUCUAUGAUGUUUCUUUCCCAAAAAGUUAUCUUAGAUAUUAGCAAUGCUUUGAUUAAAAUUAAAAAUGAUUUAAAAAGUAUGAAAGAAACCUCCCUUACUUUAAAGCCAAUACCCAGAAUCAAACCUUCUGUGUCUAUCUCACAAAACAGCAGGAGUCCCAUAGCUGAGAAGACAUUCUGGCCCAAAUCAUCCAUGUGAUAAUAUAGACAAAACUAUCCUUUCCUAAUUUAAGUAACUGGGGAGUUGUAUAGUUUAUUUUUUAAAAUUUUAAUUGUGGUAAAAUAUACAAAGUUCUGCCUUCUGAACCAUCCUGAAGUAUACUGUUCAGUAGGGUUAAGUGUAUUCAUAUUGUGUGAGACCAAUCUCCAGAACUUUUUCAUACCCAUUAAACAAUAAUUCCCCAUUUCCCCUACUGCCAGCUCCUGGCAUCCGCCAUUUUACUUUCUCUGUUAUGAAUUUGACUACUCUAGAUACCUUAUAUGAUAUAGUUUAUCUUAAAAGAACCAAAAAUAGGCCUAGCAUAAAGAAAAGAGCCACCCCUGAUUUUAAAAGUAAGUACCUAAACACUGAAUCCAAAGUCUGUGUUCUUCCCCAGUAUGUCCUUCCUCCUUUCCUCCCUCAACGCACUCAUUCACUCAUGACGGUGUGUUCCAGGAUGCGUUUAGGUCUGGGGAACACAGUGUUGAACAUGUCAGUUGUGUGAACAUAUAUGCAGUUUCCUGAGCCCAGCAGGCGACUUCAUGACUCCUUACUUUAGCUCCUGCUCUUUGGCCUGGAAGGUUCUUUCCCGCAUUGUCUAUCUGGGGAACACCCCAGUGUUUAUAAUGUGCUCACAUGCACUCAUCUUUCAAAAACCUUAUUGGACUCUAUUGCCAGUUUUUCUUUGUGCUAUGUACCCCAAAUCUACAAUUAUUAGAAUGCUUUACUAAUUUGUUUAUAUCUAAGUUACUUGAAAACAAGAACUAU
This is a messenger RNA of Phyllostomus hastatus (greater spear-nosed bat), 2639 nucleotides long. RefSeq names its product spermine synthase-like. The record is from RefSeq and is a predicted model, not a curated record. Gene Ontology annotation, biological process: spermine biosynthetic process. Lineage: Eukaryota; Metazoa; Chordata; Mammalia; Chiroptera; Phyllostomidae. Bases 220 to 1317 code for a protein of 365 amino acids. Gene Ontology annotation, molecular function: spermine synthase activity. The transcript has a single exon.